GGAAGUUGAGUUUUAGCCAAAGUAUUUCCUUCUAUAGAUAAAGAUAUUUGAAGCUCGAUUUGGCGUCCUCUUAGUUAAGGAAAUUUUAGGGAUUGGCUAUGCAAAGUUUGUUUUCAAUAGGACGUGUCAUCUGGGUUGCGAGGUUGUUGGAUUCCUUGUUUUGUUAAACAUGACUAAGAAUCGCAUCCAUCUGGUUUUUAUGAAUGAAAACAAAUCAGUUUAGGGUUCUUUGGAUUCCUUUUUUUAUUAGUCACAGCUGGACUUUUGUCUCGUGUUCAUGACUGAAGACUAAUCAGUGAGCGAUACUCCCGUAAAAGAUAAAUUAGUUCCACUUAGCAACAGCGUAGGCACUUUUAUUUUGUUAACCAAUUAAUGGUCGGAAGAUAUGCAAAUUAGCUAAAAGGUACAUUGUAAAUAGGUAUCUAGAAAGACUGUUGAAGGUGAAAGAUUGAAAGUCUUAAUGAUACAAGGCGUAGUGAUACGGUUAGGUUGGUGAUGUGAGCAGAAUACCUGUAGCAUCGAGCAGGUUAUCGGGAUUCAUUCCUUCUUGAGCUUGCAUCAGCGUAGCAUCACAUUUUGUGGGUGAAAGUUUGUUGCCGGUGAUUCCCAACACUUUAGAUCUUCCGAAGUGUGGUACGUACAUUUAAUUUGAAAUGUUAUUUGUACUGGUAGUGAAUGUUAGUCAUAUUAGAGUAUCAGGAUGGAAUUAUUUUGUGACAAGACUCACUGAUUUCCAAACAAGUAUUAUUAAGUAACACAGAUUUGUAUAUGUGGGACAUGUACACAAACAUGUUAGAUUUGGAAAGGUCUGUGGUAUGAAUUGUUUAGUUAAAAAUUAUGAAAGAGCUAUUGAGCAUAUUGUGAUUAAUGAGUUAUGGCUCUUGAGACAUGAGGAUUGAUAUAAUUUUAGGACAAUUGUUAUAGUAAUUUCAAUUAUGGAUAAAUAACUGGAAUGGUUAGUUGUCUUAUUUUCAGUCUCUAAUAUUAACUGUUGGAUUUUAUCAAGUUGAAACUGAUAGAAGUCUUUUUCUUGAUACAGAGAAAAUUAUUUUAAUGAAAUGCUAGCAUGAAAAAAAGUAAAAUAAGUAUGUAAGACAAGUUAGUAAUUUUGGAUUUGUUCUUUGUUUAACAGCAGUACAAGUAAUUUCUACACUGUUGAAUCCAGCCAGUGUGUUGGAGUGGUUCACGAUCACGUGACGAGUGGGUGUUGAUCCUGGGGUUUUUUUUCUUUUAUUUUUGUCUUGUGAUGGACAAAUAAAGACAAGUGAACAUGAAUCUGUUGUGCCCCUUGUACUUCUUGGAAGUGACCUAUUGCGACCUACGACAAAUGGCGUCAUGGACAGGAUAGGUCAGGAUUAGGCGCCGAUUCUGAGGGACAACCCCAGGUUCAACGAGGGAGGUGUUAGACGGUUGGUGCGACAACGGUGUUAGACGGUUGGUGUGACGACUGCGUUAGACGGUUGGUGCGACGACGGCAUCAGACGGUUGGUGCGACGACAACAGCGUCAGGUGGUUAGAGCAACAAGAGUGCCAGAUGGUUACAGUGACGACGCAUCGAACGAUUGGGGAGAUGAGAGCGUCUGACGGUUGCAUCGAUGACGGCUUCAGAGAGAGUGACAGCGUCGACAGAGUGACAACAGCUUUGGACAGUUGGAGUGAUGGUAGCGGUGGAGAGAAGUGACUGUAAUAUUCAAGACAGUUAGAGAUGGACUAACUUGUUUCCAGAUUUUGAACUGAACUGAACUGAUCCUAUUUUGAUAAAAGAAUAGGAAUAUGGUAAGACAGGGUAUGAUUAAUGAUUAUGUUUAUUCGUAGGUUCUUGAGACCCGAUUUCAGUUCCAGAGAUGUUGAGAACUGGCGGUGUAGCUGAACAUAGCUGACUGAGGGUACAGAUGUUUGAUCCAGAUUCCAGCUGUAGUUAAGAGUAGUUUUAAGCUGUGUAAUAACAAUUUAUUUUUCUCCUAUUUCUUUCACAGCACUUUGUAACGAUGGCUGAAAGCGGAGUUGCUUGAAUCUAAUUUAAUGAUAGAUGUUAAAUAGAAGAAAAAUCCAAUAGGUUAGGCUGAGAAUCAAAUAGUUACUAGGUUCCAAUUUGAUCAUUUUGGGUAUACUUUGAAAUGGGUUUGACCUUGGAUAGCAAUGAAACAAAAAACAAACAAAUAGGAUGAGGUAUUUGAAGAUUGAUUCAGAGCUGUGAUUGAGGCUGGUGCAAGAAUAAGUUUUGCUAGGGCUUUAUUUAAGUAUGGCAUAGGCUGGAUCUUUUCUUGUGGAGUUAGAUUUCCUGGAGAUAGCUUAAGAUAGUAGUUACAUAGUUGAAGGUAGUAGAUUGCUCAAGAUGGCGGAAGAAAAAAUGGCGGAGAUGUUGCAAACUUUGACUGGUGUUUUAAAAGGAUUGAGUGUGCAACAGACUCCACAAUUACCCAAAGUGAAGUUACAGAAAUUCAGGGGUCCACCUAGGUCUCCUGGGGAUCCAUCCCUGAAGGAGUGGUUAGAUGAGUUUGAGGCCUAUAGUAAUUGUUAUAAGUUAAGUGGAAAAUCCAAAGCUCAGGCCUUAGUGGAUCAUUUAGGUGGGAUAGCGAAAGAAGAGAUUCUUUGUAGAGCGGAUUCUGUCAGAGAAGACUAUGACGAGUUGGUUCAGAUUCUUAAAUCCCAAUUUUGUCCUGUAGAAUCCCUUCAGACCCUGAGUGCUAGUUUUCACUCUUGUGUUCAGAAGGAUGGUGAGUCACUGGCGGACUUUAGUAGGAAUUUGAUGAGGUACUAUUCUCGCAUGGAGCAGGCAGCUCCCUCUGAAGAUGAAAAGAAAGCAUUACACGCAUUACGUGAUACUUCUUUGAAGGAAGGCUUUGUAAGGGGUGCCAGAGAGGCAUCGGUGAGGCGAGAAUUACGUAGGAUUGAAUUGGCCAUGAAAAGCAAACCUUUCAUGGACAUGCGUUCAGAGGCAUUGGAUCUCUUUAGAGACCAAGAAUCUAUUCGUAAGAUCGGGGUAAAAGAAGUGAAGAUGGAGGACCCUUUGAUAGGAAUAGUUUCAUGUGAUAGGGAGUCAGUUGUUGACACUAAUGAGCUUAGUGAACUAAGAGGUCAUUUGAAUCAGUUAUGUAAACAGGUGGCGGUUUUAGCCGAUUCGGUUAAUAGUAUGAAGACCACUCCUAAAGUUCCACAAAAUGAAGUUGUAUGUUACAACUGCGGAAAGAAAGGGCACAUUCGACCCAGAUGCACUGAGCCAACUUUGUGUUACAAUUGCAAAGGUCGAGGGCACAUUAGCAAGAAUUGUCCAGAAGCGGUAAUAUCUAAUAGUCCAAUUUCCCCAAAUGUUCCAAUGGAUAGUCCAAGUGUGAGAGUUAGUGGUGUAGGUAAUACUAAGAGUAGCGUGUUAACCCAGAAGUUGAUCUCUCACAGUCCUCGAGGCAAGGUCCGGUUCAAAGAUGUUAAACUUGGUUGUGUGUUUGAUACGGGGGCGGAGGCUUCCAUAAUUCCUUCAUCGGUAUUUCAUUCCCAGCUUCAAAAUUUGGAUUGUGGUCUACAACAGCAUGAUGGUUUGUUUGUAAACGUAGUAGGGGUAGGUGGAGUUGAAGUCCCUGUUGAGGGAUAUGUAGAAGUCCCUAUAACUAUUGAAGGUCAGGAUUUAGUAGGUAGCUUCCUUGUGAUUCAUGAUGAGGUUGGUCGUUCUGCUCAAUGCGAACAUCCCAUCUUGUUAGGUUGUAAUAUCCUUCGUCAGUUGCCUUUUAAGAUGAUGGAGUCGGUUUUAUCUCAAUCAUUUAAACCAAAAGAAGAAGGCUGCGGAGAUGAGUUGGCUGGUUGCUCUACACAUAAUAGUGUGAGCUCUGAGGAAGUUCUUCCACCCUCGUCUGUUCGAAGAGUAGUUUGUAAGGUUCAGUCAAGUGCUAUUGAUGCAGAUGAGGUAUUGGUGAAGGAAAUGCUGAGUAGGUUUGAUCCAACACUCUGUACAGUGGAAGGCUCCCAAAGCAUUAGGGGAGAUUCAGUGGAGUUAUUGGUACAGAACAGUUCUGAGCAUGAGGUACGAAUCCCCCCUCACACGCCAGUAGCAGAAGCUCAGGCAGUGAGUAGGAAGCAGGAAGUCCAUGUAGAAUUUCAGGAAGAGGGUAGCCUGUUGGUGUCAGGACACGAUGUUAUUACUGAUCAGACUCCCAGUAUUAAGGAGGAUACCAACAAGGCAGGUAGUAGAGAUAGUGUAGGUCUUCCUAAAGGAGUGAAAUUGGAGGGCUUGUCAGUGGUUGAAGAAGAAAAGAUUGUUGAAUUAUUGGCUCAGCAUAAGGAUACCCUUUCUGAGGGGUCAUCUGAUUUGGGAGAAUGCAUUGUGGUACCUCAUGAAAUACAAGUUGUAGAAGGUCCUCCUAUAAGGCUACCAUAUCGACGUUUGCCCCCUGCACAAGUAGAUGAUGUUAAACAAAUGUUGCAAGAAAUGUUGGAUCAGGGAUUUAUUAUUUAUUUCAUGAAAUUGAUCCCGUUAGAGAUGGAUUUUAUCAAACUAGCCUAAUUUAGUGAAAAGUAUUCGAGAUUCAAGUGCCUAGCUAAUUUAGUUUUUCAUUUAAGAAUAUGGAAGACAAAUUUUGCUAAAAGAAAAUUUGGACUGUGUCAUAUAGGAUUUCUUUUGCAAGGCUUGCUUGGUAUAUAUUAGUCUCUUUGAGCCAGAUUUGCCUUCUUUGCUAAUUCUCCUGAAAAAAAGGGAAGAAAAAAUGUAUCUAAUCCUUAAAAAAAACACACAUAAUUGGCUAAAAGUAAUUCUCAUUCAAUUUUGACAGGAUUCAAUAAAUUAACUGUAGUCUUUAGUCCUCAGAGUAGAAAAAAAAAAAAAAUCAAAUACAAUUUGAUUCUCAGCCUAAUUUUUUUUUCAUUAGGGAUUAUGAAUUUUACUUUCAGUACAAGUUUGAAAUUCUACAUUUUGAGAUCAAUUUUUUUAUGAGAAGACAAAAUAACUCCUUGCUUUCAGUUCUUCGUGACAGAUGCGUAUCUUAUACAAAUUUCUUUUCGGAUUGAAAUCUGAAGAGGUCAGUAUUUACAUCCUAAACCUUGUUUAGUUUACUGUCAAAUGAGUGAAAUUAAAAAAAAAAAAAAGUAUUGGAAUAUGCUAAUCAAGUGAUUUGGCUGAAUCUGGAUUGUUUAGUUUUUCUCAUUUCAAUCAUUCCAAGAAAUAAGUGGACUAUUUACUGUUGGAAGUUCAGUGAAAGAAUUUUCUUUUCAUUCAUAGGUUGAAGUAAUAAGGCAGAAAUUUGAUCAAAAUUGGAAAAUAAUCAAGAAAAUUGAAAAGACAUAUUUGAUUUAAUAGUAUCCAGAGAGUAGAUAUUAAUUUAUUUGAAUCAGCGUACUGGAAGAUAGAUACCAUAUACCGGUACUUUCUAAUCUUUGUUGUGAUUUUGAACAUUGAUUGUAGUGUAAGUCGACCUGAUAUUAAAUUGAAUUAUGUGCUAUAUUAUAGUCGGGUCGACUAUAUCUUGAGCGGGGGAAUUGUGGAAAGUUGAGUUUUAGCCAAAGUAUUUCCUUCUAUAGAUAAAGAUAUUUGAAGCUCGAUUUGGCGUCCUCUUAGUUAAAGAAAUUUUAGGGAUUGGCUAUGCAAAGUUUGUUUUCAAUAGGACGUGUCAUCUGGGUUGCGAGGUUGUUGGAUUCCUUGUUUUGUUAAACAUGACUAAGAAUCGCAUCCAUCUGGUUUUUAUGAAUGAAAACAAAUCAGUUUAGGGUUCUUUGGAUUCCUUUUUUUAUUAGUCACAGCUGGACUUUUGUCUCGUGUUCAUGACUGAAGACUAAUCAGUGAGCGAUACUCCCGUAAAAGAUAAAUUAGUUCCACUUAGCAACAGCGUAGGCACUUUUAUUUUGUUAACCAAUUAAUGGUCGGAAGAUAUGCAAAUUAGCUAAAAGGUACAUUGUAAAUAGGUAUCUAGAAAGACUGUUGAAGGUGAAAGAUUGAAAGUCUUAAUGAUACAAGGCGUAGUGAUACGGUUAGGUUGGUGAUGUGAGCAGAAUACCUGUAGCAUCGGGCAGGUUAUCGGGAUUCAUUCCUUCUUGAGCUUGCAUCAGCGUAGCAUCACAUUUUGUGGGUGAAAGUUUGUUGCCGGUGAUUCCCAACACUUUAGAUCUUCCGAAGUGUGGUACGUACAUUUAAUUUGAAAUGUUAUUUGUACUGGUAGUGAAUGUUAGUCAUAUUAGAGUAUCAGGAUGGAAUUAUUUUGUGACAAGACUCACUGAUUUCCAAACAAGUAUUAUUAAGUAACACAGAUUUGUAUAUGUGGGACAUGUACACAAACAUGUUAGAUUUGGAAAGGUCUGUGGUAUGAAUUGUUUAGUUAAAAAUUAUGAAAGAGCUAUUGAGCAUAUUGUGAUUAAUGAGUUAUGGCUCUUGAGACAUGAGGAUUGAUAUAAUUUUAGGACAAUUGUUAUAGUAAUUUCAAUUAUGGAUAAAUAACUGGAAUGGUUAGUUGUCUUAUUUUCAGUCUCUAAUAUUAACUGUUGGAUUUUAUCAAGUUGAAACUGAUAGAAGUCUUUUUCUUGAUACAGAGAAAAUUAUUUUAAUGAAAUGCUAGCAUGAAAAAAAGUAAAAUAAGUAUGUAAGACAAGUUAGUAAUUUUGGAUUUGUUCUUUGUUUAACAGCAGUACAAGUAAUUUCUACACUGUUGAAUCCAGCCAGUGUGUUGGAGUGGUUCACGAUCACGUGACGAGUGGGUGUUGAUCCUGGGUAAGCUGUUGCAUUAUAUUUGGGCGUGGUCUAAGAUCUACAUUCUAAUUAUGUGCAUGGUGUACAAUAUUAUGUUUGUACUGUAUUGAUUUUAUUGAUUUAAAUUGAAAUCAGAAUUGAGAUAAAUAUAGAGUACAUUUCAAAAACUUUAAAUGAAUUCUUGUGCGGAAACCGAUUUGACUUAUGGAUGCUGUCCUUUUGAUUGAGGUAUUUUGAGAUGCCAUUGAAGAGUGUAGUUAGUGAGGCUUUACAAUUUGAGGGGAUUUGUAUGUCAUUUUUGAUUGAGAGGAUAAUGACGAUGGUCUCUUUGUCUGCCAUUCUUCAGGUUUGGUUAGUGUUACAAACAUUCGAGGAUAAGGAUGGUUAGGCAGGCUAGCUGCAAGGAAUUAAGCAUCCAUAACUUGAAUUAUAAUUUGACGCAUUUAAUAUAAUUUUGAAUUCAGAAAUGCAUUCCUAUUUUUGUAAUGCUGUUUUUAUAGCAUUAUCUAUAAUAUACACUUCAACAGUAUGCUCAUUUUGUAGGAUAUUUGCUAAAGGAUAGACACUUAACUUUUAUAGUGUAAUUGGCAUCAUCUGGUGUCUUCGUCAUGUCUAAUAAUUGAGAAUAAGACGACUCAUGUAUUAAUGCCAUUAUUUGAUUGUAUACUUACAAUGGCCUUGCUUUAUAUC
Molecule: messenger RNA, 7354 nt
Organism: Lytechinus variegatus (green sea urchin)
Lineage: Eukaryota; Metazoa; Echinodermata; Echinoidea; Temnopleuroida; Toxopneustidae
Exons: 2
Coding region: 2336-4495 (719 amino acids)
Biological process (GO): proteolysis
Molecular function (GO): nucleic acid binding; aspartic-type endopeptidase activity; zinc ion binding
Source: RefSeq, a predicted model, not a curated record